Symbiodinium natans is the source of this 495-nucleotide messenger RNA. The record is from the annotation of a GenBank genome assembly. NCBI's taxonomy places the organism in Eukaryota, Dinophyceae, Suessiales, Symbiodiniaceae.
AUGCGGCGCAUGGGGUGCUUUCACACUCGCAGCCACUGGUCCUGCUCCGUGGCCAUGUUCACGUGCUUCUCCUGCCUGCUGAUGGUGUGGCACACCAUUGUGCUGCUGUUGAUGUUCUGCUAUGACUACAACGUGAAGCAGGCCUUUGCGGUGCGGUUCCUGAUGGUCUCCUCCGGGAUAUUCGUUGUGGCAAAUUGGGCCUUCUGGCGCGAUUUCGUGCGCAACUAUCGGGAUACUCAGGAUGAUGAGCGGUUAGAUUUCGUGGGUUUGUACAAGCUCCAGCUGCUGUGCAAGCUGUACAAAUCCAAGGUCAUCACUUCGCACAAGGUGGCUGAUCUGCUUGCUGGGCCUGACAGUGGGCCACUCUCUUGUACAGUAUGCCUCGAGGACUUUACUCGCAAUGAGACUGUCGCGAAGCUUCCCUGCUCCUUGACUCGCAUGAUGCGCGGAAGCAUCUACCCCGUCUUGCUAACCUAUCUUGUGAAGAAGGGCUAG